Molecule: messenger RNA, 1279 nt
Organism: Aspergillus piperis CBS 112811
Lineage: Eukaryota; Fungi; Ascomycota; Eurotiomycetes; Eurotiales; Aspergillaceae
Product: 5'-methylthioadenosine/S-adenosylhomocysteine nucleosidase family protein
Exons: 1
Biological process (GO): nucleoside metabolic process
Molecular function (GO): catalytic activity
Source: RefSeq, a predicted model, not a curated record
GGGAUGAUCAUGGAGCGGGGGUGGAAGAAAAUAAUGGUGGAAGAUUGCCAUUUCAGCAAAUCAGGCACCAUGCCCACUGCAAGCUCUGCACUUAGUGUGAUUGUAUGCAGGAGAUGCAUACUAAGUACACUGCCACGCCAUCAGGCCUGGCGAGGCUGAGAGAUUCGCCGGUCGGACAUUUGGGCGCUAUCAAUUGAUGGCUUUCUCCCACUUUCCACCACCUGCACAGAAAAAAGCCCUCUCGAGACUGAUUCACCAACACCUGGGCAUAGAGACGCUUGUUCUGUUCAGUCAAUCUGUGGGAAGAGCCCAUCAUAUCCCUACAUCACCUCGCAUAGAGCAUCAACAACCGCAUCUCAUGCAAAACCCCCCGAAGCGGAGAAAACUCGACCUGGGAGAGAGUCUCAGGCGACUUUCCCACGAUGACUACACCAUCGGCUGGGUGUGUGCUCUUGCCACUGAGGCAGCGGCAGCAAUGGCCAUGCUGGAUCAGAUCCAUCCAGCCUUGCCCACUCACGCGCGAGACAGCAACUCGUAUACUCUCGGGUCCAUCGGCCGUCAUAAUAUCGUGAUCGCUUGUCUCCCCGCCGGCAUCUAUGGCACCACGUCAGCAGCCACUGUCGCCAGCAAUAUGUUCAUCAGUUUUGGAUCGAUUCAUCAUCUAGUUAUGGUCGGGAUCGGGGGAGGGGUGCCGUCUGCAUCGGUGGAUAUCCGGCUUGGGGAUGUCGUGGUGAGCAUUCCCACUCCCUGCUGCGAGGGCGUGGUGCAAUACGACUAUGGCAAGGCCAUCAGAAAAGGGCACUUCGAGCGCACAGGCACUUUGAAUAAGCCGUCUACUGCCCUUCUGACAGCAGUCAAUAACGUUCGGGCGGCGGACCUCCGCAAUGGCAGCCAGAUACCCGUCGUGAUAUCGGAGAUGUUGGCGCGUAAUCCGCAGAUGGUGGAGACGUUCACGCCUCCCGGCUCUCAGAGAGACCUUCUUUUUGCUUCAGAUUACGAACAUGACCCAGCUGAACCGACCUGCGAGUUUUGCGACCGUGAAAAACUGCUUAUCCGGUCGACACGCAGCUCUGAUCGGCCGGUUGUUCACUACGGCCUGAUCGCAUCCGGAAACCAAGUGAUAAAGCAUGCACAAACCCGCGAUUUGCUUGCAGCGGAGCUCAAUGGCAUAUUAUGUUUCGAAAUGGAAGCGGCUGGGCUGAUGGACAACUUUCCAUGUCUUGUCAUCAGAGGUGUUUCGGACUACUCAGACUCGCAUAAAAACAAGGACUGGCAGGGC